Molecule: messenger RNA, 3351 nt
Organism: Ctenopharyngodon idella (grass carp)
Lineage: Eukaryota; Metazoa; Chordata; Actinopteri; Cypriniformes; Xenocyprididae
Gene: mier2
Product: mesoderm induction early response 1, family member 2
Exons: 13
Coding region: 314-1555 (413 amino acids)
Biological process (GO): negative regulation of transcription by RNA polymerase II
Cellular component (GO): nucleoplasm
Molecular function (GO): histone deacetylase binding; transcription corepressor activity
Source: RefSeq, a predicted model, not a curated record
GGGGAAGAACAACACAAGGAUUAAAUGUUUCAACCGCUCCGAUACUCUUUAACCGCCAGCCGCGCAUUAACGGACAGCUUAAGACCCCGGCCGUCUGAUCGACCGACUCAGAAAACGGCAAAGAUAGACAGUCACUAAUAAGGAAGAAGUUAAAAUGGGAGCACUCCUCAGCGUUUCGCCACUCUAUCUAUCUCUCUGUCUGUACGCGUUCACGAGCGUUUAAUUCGCCAGAUCGAGCGCCGUACGAAACAACUGGAGAGCUGCGUGAGCGCUGGUGCUGAAGUGUGUCCCAGGUGCGCUCGGAGCAGGACGGAUGGCAGCUGUGCGAAUGGGCUCCAAGGACCAACGGCACAGUCGUGUAGACAUUUUCCACCAGGGCUAUGCGGGGCCACUGGAGGCCCUUCCCCGGGCAUCCACGUUCCUAGAGGAGCAGGACAGGAGCCUGGUGGCCCUGCGGAGACAGGCGGUAAAGAUGGCAACCAAGACCCAUUCAGGUGGUGAAAUGCCCCUCGAGCAACUUCUGGCACUUUAUGGGUACAACAUGCCUGAUCCGGUCCUGGAACAACAACAGGAGCCAAAUGAGCUGGCAGCUAGUCUGCCUGAAAUGACACUGGACAAGGUUCAGAUAGGUAAAGAUCUGCUCUCAGGAGGGGAGGAUGUGGACAACCAUUCCUCUGUUGAUGACCUCACACUCUCCAUCACGUCCCAUGCAUCUGACCUCUUACAAUGCCACCUGAGAGGUGAUGACAAAGACACUUCAGUCAGCUGCUCUGAAGACGACUCAGAAAGCACCUCUAUCCCCUCCAGUGAUGGCCGAAAGGACAUCAUGGUGGGCCCCCAGUAUCAGGCUAUAAUUCCUGCUCUCUGUACACACACUUUUUAUGAAAGAGCCUAUGAAAAUGAGGACCAGUUGUUGUGGACCCCAGAUGUGUUGUCCAGUCUGGCAGUAGAGAAGUUUUUGCUUGAAGUCCAGAGAAAAGGGAGUGACAAUGGACCUACAAACACUCUGACCACAGGAGAUAUAGUCAAAGACAAUGAGCAGGCUCUUUAUGAACUAGUAAAAUGUAACUUUAAUGCAGAAGAGGCACUAAGAAGAUAUCGCUUUAAUGUCAAGGUUUUCAGUGAAGAGCUUUGUGCCUGGAGUGAGGAGGAGUGCCGUAACUUUGAGCAUGGUUACCGUGCCUAUGGGAAGAACUUCCACCUCAUACAGGGCAACAAGGUCCGCACGCGCUCGGUGGGUGAGUGUGUAGAGUACUACUACAUGUGGAAGAAAUCAGAGCGGCAUGAGUAUUUCACACAGCAGGCCACCAAGCUGGGUCGGAAAAAGUGCAAUCUACCAUCUGGGAACACAGAGGAUGCUGAGCCGGAUGGGGAUUCUGGCGAUGUGGAAGGUACCAAUCAAGGUUUGCCAAGUCGGUCUUCCAUUCAACUCCAGCCUCCAUCGCCACCUGCUGUCAUGGAGCUGGAUAAACAAGAGGAGAGCCUGAAUUGUGCAGCUCAGUUUCAGGGUCGUCCACGACGGAAACGCACACCGCGCUUCCUAUUAAAGCCCUGAGCUUGCUGCUCACUGACAACCUAAAACUGUCAGACACAGGUUCUGAGCAAAACAUUGGGGAGCUGGAACUAUGUGCAGGUUCUUGUUCUAGCCCACAGGGGGAGCAGCUGUUCAGACAAUUUUUGCCUCUCCCACAAGCGCUCCAGACGCCAGACUUAGCCUCCCCGUCCACCCAGCUUUACUUGUCCUCGCUCCCUCUUAGCCACUCCGUCCCUUCUUCCCAGCCAGACUCAGGGCUCCUGGGAGCAGGUCUUAACCAGCUACAACUGGGGUCUUUCCCUAAAGAUCCUGCACCUGCCUGCUCAGAGUGUGUUGCCUCACGGAGGCUUCAAAUUGACUUUUCUUUGCCUCCCUCGCCUGUCCCAUCCGUCCCAGAUUUUGGGGUACUCAGUAGCCUCUUGUGCCCACCUUCCUCCAUCUGCUCCACACCCAUCCAACACAGCAAUUCACCUGUUCAGCGAAGGGAAACAUUCCAGAUCUAAGCAAAUGUGACGACUGUCAUUCACCUGGAGUUUGCAGUUGUCUUCAGGCUACUCCAGAAAAGUCUGAAAUAAAGGGAUAAUUCAACCAAAAAUGAAAAUUAUGCCACCGUUACUCACCCUCAUGUCAUUCCAAACCUGUUUGAUUUUUUUUUUUUUUUUUUUUUUUUUUUUUUUUAAGUUUUUGUCCAUACAGUGAAAGUAAAUGGGGUCCAGCUCCAAAAAAAUACAUCAAGAUAGCAUAAAAGUAAUCCAAAAGUACAUUACUUUUAUUUUAUUUUCAGAAACUUCUUUCCCUUUUCUCCUACUUUUCCCCCAAAAUAUUCCACAUUGACUUACUUUCUUCUGCAGAACACAGUAAAAGUAAGUCAUACAGGUUUGGAAGGACAUGAGGGUGAAUAAAUGAGGACAGAAUUUUUAUUUUUGCCUGAACGAUCCCUUUAAGGAAUGUGUUCAAGAAUUCCUCGUUUAAACCAUGCGACUUCUACUAAACUAGUAACCAGGUGUUUUAGGGAGCUGGUUGUCUCUGUCAGACUACUACAUGCAAUGAAAGUGUUUUUAACUACCUAAUUGUAAGCUUCCUAAUUGUAAGAAAAGUUUGAUGGUCUCAUUUUAUAGCAACUGUUUGGUAAGCCCUUCAUUGCAUGUAGUUCUUAUAAGCGCUCAAUUUUUAAAUCGCUUAUUUCUUUUUGUUAAAGCAUAAAAUGUUUUACUUGUAAAGAAGAUAUCAUCAAGAAUGAACUACUAAUGCAGUUGUUUCGUCCUUUCAUUUGUUGCGAUACCCUUUAUGAGAUUCUGGCUUUCCCGUUGUAGGUUCUUCUUUGUGCAAUAAAAAAACACAAGUUCCUCAGGGGCUUCGAUCGUUUCCCUCUCGGUCUGGUCCGUCGGUACUUCAGUACUAAGUGUUGAAGAGGGUUUUUUGAAUGGUUUAUGAAUACGCUCCAUGCUUCGCCAACAAAUCCUGAUGUAAGUGACGGAUUCACUCUAUUAAGUUUCUCAGGUUUUGCAGCCAGUUGUCUUUGCAUGAAGCCACAACCUGUCAGCCCUCCAUACUACCCAGAAUCCUUCGCUAUCCAGAGAAACCGGCACUGUCGAAUCUAGUUUAGUACCUCAAUUGUGACUGGACUUCUGUUAGAAUAGUUCUGUUAGAACUAUUUAGAAUUUAAAAGCAUCAUGUAUCAUCAUUCACUUCCCUUUAUACACUCAGAUUCAAAAAUGUUUUCUAAUUGGCUUUAAGUUUUGUUUAGUUUACACAAGGUUCAGAAGAUAAGAAAGGGAGACAAACACCACCUUGACUUAUUUUACUUUUACUUUUUU